CUUGCCCCCUGGGGCGCCUCUCCGCCUGAGCCGGCGCUCGGCCCCGCCGGGGAGGCUGGACGGAGCCUCCGUCCCUCUGUCCGCCCCGCCCGCCCCUCCCUCCCGAGCCCAGCCCUGCAGGACCUUGGACAGAAGCCGCGCCGCCGAGCGGGCCCCAGGAGCGCGCACUGCGGUUUGAAUCCAAGAGGGAAAGGCCGUGGCAAACGGGAGGGGGUGGUGAAGCGGAGACGCCUCCACCCCGGCACGCUGACGGCUCCCAACUCUGAGUGGCUUCGCCUUUCUGCAGUGGCACCAUGGGCACAGUGCUGUCCCUCUCGCCCAGUUACCGGAAGGCAACCCUCUUUGAGGAUGGCUCGGCAACAGUGGGGCAUUACACUGCAGUCCAGAACAGUAAGAAUGCCAAGGACAAGACCCUCAAGCGCCACUCCAUCAUCUCAGUGCUGCCCUGGAAACGCAUUGUGGCCGUCUCAGCCAAGAAGAAGAAUUCCAAGAAGGUGCAGCCUAACAGCAGUUAUCAGAACAAUGUCACCCACCUCAACAAUGAGAAUCUAAAAAAGUCCCUCUCCUGUGCCAACCUCUCCACCUUUGCUCAACCCCAGAGCACUCAGCCAACAGCCCCCACCAACCAGGUUUCUAGCUCCAAGAGCACCCUCUCUUCCAUCAAGAAGACCCCCCACCCCAACUCCAACUCCUCUGGCACCCCCAAGAGGGUCAUUGUCCAAGCUUCAACCAGCGAGCUUCUUCGGUGCCUGGGUGAGUUUCUAUGCCGGCGGUGCUACCGGCUGAAGCACCUCUCUCCCACUGACCCAGUCCUGUGGCUCAGGAGCGUUGACCGGUCCCUCCUUCUGCAAGGAUGGCAAGACCAAGGCUUCAUCACUCCGGCCAAUGUGGUCUUUCUGUACAUGCUUUGCCGGGAUGUCAUCUCUUCCGAAGUAGCCACGGACCAUGAACUUCAAGCCGUCUUACUUACCUGCCUCUAUCUCUCCUAUUCCUACAUGGGCAAUGAGAUCUCCUACCCUCUCAAGCCUUUCCUUGUGGAGAGCUGUAAGGAGGCCUUUUGGGAUCGCUGCCUGUCCAUCAUUAACCUCAUGAGUCCCAAAAUGUUGCAGAUCAACGCUGAUCCACAUUAUUUCACCCAGGUCUUUGCUGACCUGAAGAAUGAGAGUAGCCAGGAAGAGAAGAACCGGCUGCUCAUUGGUCUGGACCGGUGAGCUCACCCAUGUUUAGAUGAGGAGGGAACAGUACAUUUUCCUUCUUUUAUGUUGCUUUUGUUUUCCAAACAAGCCAGAACACAAAAUGAGGUUGGAUGGGCCUGGGGUGGGGGGGGGGGAACACCAAGCCACAGUUUUCUCUGCCUUUACCACCGUUUAUCAGCUUGGCUUCUUGGAAGCUUUGCUACAAAACGAGGGGGAAAGACCCAAGGAGGAGGUGGUUGAGGGUGGAUUGCUGAAGCUGUUUGGUUUUCUGUUUGUGGCACAAGUUGGAUAUGGCUUCCUCAUUGGAAACAGAGGAUCAGCAGGAGUGGAGAAUCAAGCACCAUAAUGCAAACACCAGGGCAUCCCUGCACCUAUUGUUUUUGCCUAAAAGAUGUGCAAACUUGGAGUGGGGGGGGGGCAUCUUGCACUUAAUUCCUUACAGCAGAAUGCAGAAGAGGAGAAUAGUAUUUACUGCCUGGAAGAAGGGGGGAAAGUGUGGGGGGGAGGGGCAAUCUAGCGGAUAUUCCAGGAAAGAGAUCAGAAUGAGUUUUUUCCUUUCUUUUGAAUUAAAUUACCACCAAUUGGAGCAAAAAUGACAGAGACACAGUUAUGGACUUAAAUUGACUCUUAUUGCAUGCCCACAUGUGGUUAUAUUGAGGACUAGUGGCCAAGGAAAAGACAGCGUGUAAGACACAUUGUCCCUCUUCCUCUACAUCCGUUCUACCACCCCUUGACUGGAGACCAACUUCUUGAGUUUGAUCAUCAAGGACAAAGGGGAAAGGUGAGAUCUGGGAUCAUUUCCCACUGAAGUAUCUAAAGGAGAGUGGUUGGAAACCGGACAAAGCCAAUAUGGAAUGGAGACACGCUCCCAAAAGAUGGUAUCCUGUUGGUAUUAAUUUUGCUGGCAAGUUAAUUGGAUGGAUGCUUGAUAUAGGUUUGGAUUUUAUUUAUUUAUUUAUUUCUGCAAAAUGUAACUGUUUCAGAAUAGGGUGACAGAUUCUGUUGCAGCCUUCUGAACAGCUGGAAUAGCAGUCCCUCAUCAAGUUCACUAUUCUGAAAAAUGUAAGGGUCAUUGCCUGUAACAGAUUCUCACUACCAUUAGCUGGGUACAAUGGUCUUUCCAAGACUGGAAAAUUCCUAGGCAUUUACACUGCAAUCCUAUACAAAGUUACUCCGCUAAAAAGUUAUUGAUUUCGGCAGGCUUAGACUGGAGCAUCUGCAUAGGAUUGGGCUUUUAGCCACCUAAGCAUUUUAUGUGGAGGUGGGGGGGGGGGAGGCCAAGGGGAAAAGAAUAAGGAGACUCACCAAAGAAGAAAAAGAAAAAUUCCAUAGUUCGUUAAAUGAAAAUCUAGAGAACAGAUUGUGAUUAAUCUGCAGUGUAUGGAAAAUGUACAUGUACAUAGGUGUACUCUCCUAUGUCCUAAUCUGAUCUGAAGGGCACAGCCAUUUUUCUUUUGGGUCCCUAAACAUUCUGUUCCAGCAUUUUAAAAAAUUCUGCAGUUUUCUUUCCCUUGGGACCUAAACAUCUGAUGUUGUCUCCUAAAAAUUUGAUUCUAGAUGCCUAGGAAUUUGAAUAUUUGAUUUUGCCUUCUAGGCCCCCGAAACAGAGAGGUUUUUCUAAUCAAUUCCCUUCAAUUGGCUGUAUGUGAAAACCUUUUUUGGGGGGAGGGGAAGAAAUACACUGAAUCUUAUCUUGCUGAGUUAGGGAGCAAUCCUAGGCAGGCCUACUCAGAAGUAAGUCCCAUGUUCAGUGGGGCUCACUCCCAGGAAAGUGUCCUUGGGACUGCAGCCCUAAUGACAUUGGUGCAUUUAGAAUGCCAGUAUUCCAGUUCUAGGAUUCCUCUAAAUAUCAGAAAUCCCUUUGGUAUUGGAGAUCUCUUCCUCCUCUGUGUUAAAAUUCUUACAGACUGGAUAUUAGAAUGGACAAAAGGAUUUAACAUUCUGGCACUAAGAUGGUAAGCAGGCAAAAGGCCAAGUGAGAAAUACUGUCCUGCUUUUCCUCUGCUCCCAUGAGUUAUGGAUGCUGGCAUUCGAGCAGAAGGGCAGGGAGAGGGAUUUAUUGUAUUUAACUUUGUUAAAUAGGGUCGCUUGCAAUUACUUCAAAGCAGCAACGCACUAUUAAAAAUGUAGGAGGAACAGAAAAAGCUGUGAAAUGUUAAAAGGUCUAAGCCAAGAGGUAGACAGGAACCAGGAUCUUGUCAACAUCUGCUAGAUUGGCUAAGCGGAACCUGCCAUUGCCUCCAAAGCUAGGCCGAAAUCUGAGCCAUUUAAAAAAAGAGAUACCUCCGCCGAACCAUCCCUUUUGGAUUCACAGCAAGAAAGAGAGCCUUAGACCUCACAAGGAAGGCUUUGGGGGUCUCCAUAGUGGAUGGGGAAAUGGAGGUAUCUAAGUCUCCACUGCAUGACCAUUUGCUGCUCCAAAAUGGAUGGUGCUUUUCUCAUUUCAGACUCCACUAUAAAGACUUCAGUGUUCCUUGCUCAGCUUCUUUACUAGCUCCUGGAACACCCUAAAGGCUCAGACUAAAUUCUAGUCUGUGUCUAGACAAGUUAUUCCCCACCUCUUUUUAAAACAAAAUUUCUCCCCCCCCCCGCCCCUAAUCACCAUACACUAUUUUUAAUAAACAAAGGGAAAUUCAAGUUUUACUUGUGUGGUUCUGAAAGCUUAAGGAAAGCAAAUGUAAUUUGGGCGCAUACAUCUGUGUAUUAAAAAAAAUGGUCUCUAUACAGUCCUGGGUACUAUUUAUUGGAUUUAAAAGAAAAUAAUAGACUUUAAAAGGAACAAUGGAUAUACUUGAUUGUGCAAGCAAUGAAUGGAAU
Eublepharis macularius is the source of this 4013-nucleotide messenger RNA. RefSeq names its product cyclin dependent kinase 5 regulatory subunit 1 (gene CDK5R1). Gene Ontology annotation, cellular component: cytoplasm; protein kinase 5 complex. The transcript has 2 exons. Lineage: Eukaryota; Metazoa; Chordata; Lepidosauria; Squamata; Eublepharidae. The record is from RefSeq and is a predicted model, not a curated record. Gene Ontology annotation, molecular function: protein kinase binding; cyclin-dependent protein serine/threonine kinase activator activity. Gene Ontology annotation, biological process: brain development; activation of protein kinase activity; positive regulation of cyclin-dependent protein serine/threonine kinase activity. The coding region runs from base 294 to 1211 and encodes 305 amino acids.